Molecule: messenger RNA, 6841 nt
Organism: Rosa rugosa (rugosa rose)
Lineage: Eukaryota; Viridiplantae; Streptophyta; Magnoliopsida; Rosales; Rosaceae
Product: putative disease resistance protein RGA3
Exons: 10
Coding region: 7-3060 (1017 amino acids)
Biological process (GO): defense response to other organism
Molecular function (GO): ADP binding; protein binding
Source: RefSeq, a predicted model, not a curated record
AAUAGUAUGUACAUCAUAUAUGUAUGGACACACUUCUCACUCUUAGCUACUUUGAUCGGUCUCCCCUUCUUUCCACUACAAGUUGAUCAAUUUCUGAUGGCUGAAGCCCUUAUUUCCGUUGUCCUAGAACAAUUGGCUUCAAUCACCCGUCAACAGGUACAGCAACAAGUGAAAUUGGUAGUUGAUGUUAAGAAAGAAGUUGCAAAUCUCAGAGACAAUUUCCGAGCUAUAAAAGCCGUGCUCAAAGAUGCAGAGGAGAGGCAAGUGAAGGAGGAUUCCGUCAAACUAUGGCUGGAUAAUAUAAGGGACGUGUCCAACGAGAUGGAGGACGUGUUGGAUGAUUGGAACACUGAAAUUCUGAAGCUACAAAUUGAGAAACAAGAGAAAGAAGAUGGAAAUGCUCUUGAUACGACUAAGAAGAAGGUAUGUCUAUGCAUUCCUACUGCUUUCUUUUGUUCUGGCCAAGUUACUCGAUUUAUUUCUCGUCGCGACAUUGCUCAAAAGAUUAAAGAUCUCAAUGAAAGGUUAGCAAAAAUUGCUAAUAUGAGGCAAAAUUUUAACUUUCAGUAUCCAAAAAGUGGUACUGAACUUAUUGAGCGACAAAAGACUACUUCUUUUGUCGAUCAAACAUUUGGUCGGGUAGAUGAAAAAGAAUUAUUAGUGGACAUGUUGUUGAGUGAAAGUAAUCCUGAAGGGCAAAGCCCCAUUGUCAUCCCUAUUGUAGGGAUGGGUGGAAUCGGUAAAACAACCCUUUCUCAACUAGCAUAUAAUGAUAAAAGAGUCCAGGAAAAUUUCAAAGAUAGAAUAUGGGUUUGUGUCUCAGAUCCAUUUGAUGAGCUCAACAUAGCCAAAACCAUCCUUGCACGCCUUGGUGGAAAUGUCAAUUCCAUUUCGAGUGACCUAGAUGCUUUCUUCGAAUGUCUGCAGAAGUCUAUUGAGGGGAAAAAGUUUCUCCUCGUCUUAGAUGAUGUGUGGAACCAAGACUAUAUGAAGUGGGCAAACUUGAAGCUACAUUUACAGAAAGGUGUUGUAGGUAGUAAAAUAAUUGUCACUACACGAAAAGAAGAAGUAGCCACGAUGAUGGGAGCACCUGAUAACACGAUCAAUUUGAAGGUGUUGAGUGACGAAAAUUGUUGGUCAUUGUUCGCUGGAAUUGCCUUUACCAAUAGAAACCAAGAUGAGUGUCAAAUUUUGGAACCUAUUGGUAGGGAAAUUGUAAAGAAGUGCAAAGGGUUGCCUCUUGUUGCCAAGACUUUAGGUGGUCUCAUGCGUUGUAAGAAAGCAAAGAAAGAAUGGCAAGAUGUUUUGAGUAGUGAGAUAUGGGAGUUAGACACAAUGGAGCAACAAGUUUUCCAACCGCUAUUACUAAGUUAUUAUGAUUUAACUCCAAUGAUCCAACGUUGUCUAUUAUAUUGUGUCACUUUCCCAAAAGACCUUUUAAUUAAGAAAAAAGUUUUGAUUGAGUUGUGGAUGUCGCAAGGUUUUCUUGGUUCAGUUGAGAACAAAAAAAAGACAAUAAUAGACGUUGGAGAAUCAUAUUUUGAUAACUUGGUAAUGCGAUCUUUCUUCCAGAAUUUCAAACAAGAUAAAUUUGGAGAUAUUAAACAGUGCCAAAUGCAUAAUAUUGUGCACGACUUUCUCCAAUAUUUAACCAAGAAUGAAUGCUUAAUCGUUGAGGUCAAAGGUGGUGAGAAGAGAAUAGAAUUACCAGCAGACAAUAAGCUUGGUCAUUUGACCAUAACGUUUGCACCCAAGGGACCUUUUCCCGUUUCUUUAGACCAUUGCCAACGUCUGCGGACCAUUACAACAUUUGAUUGUAAAAUUACAAGUCUCAGCCGAGAGUUGAUUUUACAAUUAAAAUGCGUGAGGACGUUGAAUUUGAGUGACAAUUUGAUCGAAGAAGUUCCGGACGAGGUUGGCGUGUUGGUGCACUUGAGGUAUUUGGAUUUAUCGGAUAAUUGGAGGCUGAAGAAAUUACCUGAUAGUUUGUGUAAUUUAGUCAAUUUGCAAACCUUGCGAGUUGAUGAGUGCCAUGGCCUUAAAAAGUUACCCGAGGCCAUGGGAAAGUUGACCAGCUUGCAGCAUCUUCAUGCUAAGAUUGGUAGGUGGCCACCGCUGAAGUUGCCCAAAUCAAUUGCGAGGUUGAAAAGUCUACGGACGCUAGAUCUGGAUGUUAUUAUUGGAGAUGAAGAAGGUGAAGGUGAAGGUGAAGGUGAAGGUAGUAGAGAUGAAGAAGGAUUCAGAUUAAGUGAUUUGAGAGACAUGGACGAGCUUCAGGGGAAGCUUAGGAUUGAAUUGGUGGGCAAAUUGAAAGAUAGUGCUGCGAGUGAUGCGGAGAAAGCCAAAUUGGUGAACAAGAAACACCUUCUUCAUUUGGGACUAGGGUUUCCCUGCGAGAGCGAGAGUGAGGGCAACCAGAGUACCAUCGAGGAAGCAGUAUUGAAUGCCUUACAGCCAAAUUCAAAUCUUGAAUCCUUAUGGAUCGAAGGUUACGAUGGCAGCACCCUGUACCCCAAUUGGACCUCCUCUUUAAUAAACUUGAAAAGCCUGACCUUCUCUCGGUGCAAUGUUUGUAACCAUGUGCCUCUUUCGGUUUUGGGCUACUUGGGGUCCCUUGAGACACUCACAUUUCAACACAUGGAAAAAGUGAAAAAGGUUGGAUUUGAGUACUCACUUGAUCAUCAAGUUAUAUUGUUCCCCAAUCUGAAACAACUCGAGUUCUCUUUCAUGGGUGAGUGGGAAGAAUGCGAUGAUGAUGAGAAUGAUGCUACUUCAUCGUCACCAACUUGUUUCAUGCCACGCCUUUCUACUUUAUCCAUCGAGUACUGCUUUAAGCUGAAGACACUGCCAGACUUCCUUCCAAGGAAGACACCGCUGCUUCAGAAUUUGAUCAUCAACGGUUGUUUCAUUCUCUCCGAAAGUUGCAAAGACAGGCAAGGCCCGGAAUGGUCCAAGAUUUCUCACAUCCCAAACAUCGCAAUUGAUGGCAAAAUUGUACAAAAAGAUGGAGUUUGGAUCAUACAAGAGGAAGAAAGUGAUGAAGAAAUUGAUUCAAAUUGAUCGAACAAGAUUUCUCACAUCCAAAUUGAUGAAGAAAUUGAUCAACAACGCCAUCCAUCCAAUUCCUUGCAGCUGAAGAUUUUUGCUGCAUUGAAACAGUGGAACGGCAGAAAUAAUCCAAAUUUCUCAUUUGCGUUCAAGAUUUUAACGACAUGCUGACCUCUGCACAUUGAAGACUUUGUGUAACUCCUGAAGUGGUAUAGUUGACAUUUGUUCUAUCCUCCUCUUAUGUCCAAAAAAUUGUGGAGGAGAAGGAUGGCAAUCAUUUCUGACUACUUUUGGAACUGAUACAGUUCUUAUGGAGGACACUGGUGAAGAAUUUGUUCAUCUUGGGAGGAACAGACCUUGAGUGACGUUGCAAGAACAAAGGCACAGAAUCACAGAAUGGCCCAAGAUUUCUCACAUUUUAAACAUACAGUGUUCUCUAACUAGCUGAACAGGAAUGUUGAAAAUGGUUGAUAAAUUACCAAGGCCAUGGGGAAGCUGUUUAACUUACAGUAUCAUAUAUAAUUAUAAGCUGGAAGUCUUCAAAAGCUUUGUGAGGUUAACAAUAUCCAAGAAAGGGUGUGACAGAUAAGGUUGAUCCUGAGAAAGCAAGAUUGGUAAAUGAGAAGAAACUUGAUUUGGAACCAAGUUUGUGGUACUCAACAAGAGAAGAUCAACUGAACCCCUUGCACUGAAAUCCAAGCAUGAGUAACUACAGUUGCACCGCACACACUGUGCAAUAGACGACAGAUGUCUUCAAAUAAUUUCAGAAGGCUUAGGGAUGACGAGUGUGGUUUAUGUGAAUUUGUGCCUCUUUUGGGAACUUGGUGUCCCUUGAAUCACUGCAGUUAUGUUUUGACAUGAAAACGAAAGAGUACUCCAGAAGGAUUAACGAUAAAUUGUCAAGAGCAAGUAAGGUUUUUCGUGGGGUGUGCAUUUAGAGAUGUGAGUAAACAGACCUGAAUCAUCAUCUAUUAGCUGCCUAGCUUGUCGAAGAGGAAGGUCGGGGAGCCCAAUAAGGAGGAAAAUGUUACUCUUAGACCUGCAGUCAGAGAUGAAGAGAAAUUUUUUGGUGUCGGUGCUCAUAUUUAUGCAUCCACUCCUUUAGUGAUCCCUUCAUUUGUGUGAUGGACUUGCAAAUGCUGCCAGGCAUGCUUGCAGCACAGCAUGUAUCUACAUAUAGAGCUCAGGGCUGCUAGUCCAGGUGCUGAAUCAGCAAUGAGAGCACUUGAUCUUGCUGACAUGCCCAAUUUCCACCAACUGUAGCCACAGAAAGCUUGGCUGGCACUCUGGGACAUAUAUAGAAAGUUGAUAUUUCUUAAAUGUGAGGUUUCAGAUGUUUCUCUCAUUUCUCAUACAUUUGUGUUUGGUUGGAGGUGAAACCAAUUCUGUCUCAAAGUUUUCUCACAUCCCAAAUGUCAAAAUUGAUCGCAAAACUGUACAAAAAGAUGGAGUUUGGAUUUGAUCACCCAUCCCCCCCCCCCCCCCCCCCCCUUGGGUUUUCUUAGGUGCAGAAGAUAUUGAUUGCAAUGAAACAGUGGAACGGCAGAAAUGAUCUGAAAGUCUCAUUUGAGUUCACGUUCAAGACUUUUGUGUCAUGCUGACUUUUGUGUAGUAUGGCAGAUUGAAGACUUUGUGCAACUCCGUUUAAUGUGUCGGGGAAUUUCAUAUUCUCAGAUAUCAUCAUUCCUCUCUUUAAAAGCUCAAGAUCUCCAUGGAAUAUUUGAAAGGUGGAAGCAUGGAAUCUCAUCGGAUGUGACCCCUUUGCUGUAGGCCAAAUUGAAGUCUCUUCUUUCUUUUCACUCAGUUCAUUAUGUUGAGGAUUUGACAUCCUUAAUUAAGAAACAUCGAUUCAAUUCAUCAAUCACUUCUACCGUUCGUAAUACUCCAGCUUCUGAAGAGCGGUUGAAGAUUUUCGCCUCAUUGAAAUAGUGGAACAGCAGAAAUGAUCCAAAAGUCUCAUUUGAUUUCACGUUCAAGAUUUUUGUGUCAUGCUGAACUUUGUGUACUAUGGCAUAUUGAAGACUUUGUGAAACUCUGUUUAAUGUAGUGGGGAUAUUCAUAUUAUCAUCCAGUCAUAUCAUUCUCCAUGAUAUCAUCAUUCCUCUUCUUCAUCGAUACUGCCAUUUUUCAUAAUAAUGCUCCAACUCCUGAAAAGGACAACUGAAAAGAGGAGAUGUUCCUCGAAGAAAUGCUGAAUGCCUACUACCAGAUCCAAAUCUGGAAUGCUUGUAUGUUGGAAACUACAAUGCCACCAAAUUAAUGCCCCAUUGUCUCUGAAUAAUUCGAAAAGACUUGAGUUCUCAUGUUGGGGGUAUAUAUAAAGUCUUGCCUCUUUUUGUUUUGGGAACAUGGUGUAGUCCUUUGACUUGGUGCAAUAUUUGAAGAUGUUUGUUGUGAAACAGGAGUGGAAAGAGUGGGAAGGAAUGGCAGCUGGGUCUGGGUGGAGUGGAGAGGUUGAUUCUCAAAUUAAAGACACCUCUGCAAAAUUUGAGGAUUAUAUCUUGCCCAAUUCCUAGGCAAAGGUGCGGAAAAAGAGGAAACAAGAAGUGGCUCAACAUCUCUCACAUCCCAAACAUCCAAAUUGAUAAUGAGUUUGUACAAAGAGACAGAGUUUGGAAUACUUUGGAUCCUACAAGAAGCUGGUGAAACACUGAAACUUGCCCUUAAUUGCUUCAUCAUCAACUCAUACAUCUUGUUCUUUCUGGUGAUUAAUUUAUAUAAAUUAUUUUCAAAAUUUAUUGAUUUAUUUCCAUUUCUUUAUUUUUUAUUUUUAUUCAGUAGUACUUGCUACAUACAUGUCUGAAUAGUUGCGCCUCGUAUUUUAUACUUCUUUAGAUUCUGUUCAUGUUAGGUUUCUUUAUGUCCGAAAUGUUGUGGAAGAGAUCAUUUCUGACUAGUUUUGGAAGUGCCACAAUUCUUAUGGAAGACUUUGGUGAAGAAUUUGUUCAUCUUGAGAGGAACAGAUCUCCAGUGAAGUGGCAAGAACAGAGGCAUGGAAUCACAGAAUGGCCCCAGAUUUCUCACAUUCUGAACAUCGUGUUCUCUAGCUAGCUGAACAGUACUCCAGAAGGAUUAAUGAUUAAUGGUGAAGAGCAAGCAAGGUUUUUCUAGGGGUGCAUUCAGAGAUGUGAAUAGACAGACCCAAAUCAUUAGCUAUUAGCUGCCUUGUCAAAAGGAAGGUCAGGGUGCCCAACAGGGAGGAAAAUGUACUCUUGGACCUCCUGUAACAGAUGGAGUGAACUUUUCAUGCUCAUAGUUAUGCCACACCAUGCGUGCUUGCAGCACAAGAUGUAUCUACGGGGUGCUAGGUGCUUGGAAUGAGUCCUUUGCAUAUAAAGCUCAAGGCUGCUGGUCCAUGUGCAGAGUCAGCAAUGAGAGCACUUGCUCAUGCUGACAUGACCAACCAACAGUACCCACAGAAAGCUUGUCUGGCAGAAGAGGACAUAUAUAGAAGUUUGAGAUUUCUCAAAUGUGAGGUGGGAGAUCAUGCUGUCAUUUCUCAUACAUUUGGGCUUAUCAUCAACUUAUCAUCAGUACCUCAAGUAAUGAUCCUAUGGUAAUACUAGUUUAAGGGCUUGAAAUGCAGUUUCUGAUUGUCAAAUCCAAAUGUGACUGAUGGACUUCGAUUAAUAAGACUUUUGAGACACAAAACGAAUUCUCGCAGGAGUGCGAAAAUGGUUUCUUAGUCAGAGGAAGUUCUGCCUGUCUAAUUUGAUGUAUAUGUUCCAAUCAGUUUUAGCAAUAUUCUCACAUUAUACAGAUAUAUAUUAUAUUAUAUAUUUUAUGUUCUCUA